CUUAGGAGCAGAGGAGAAGGCAGAAUGUGUGCCAGGGCAGCCUGGGCGGCUGUGCCAGCCUUUGCCGCCUAAAGCAGUGCGGCCCAGCUCGAUGUGUGUGCCUGCAGCAGUGAGAGAGCCAGAGCUGUGGCAUGCUCAGGAGAGCGGGACCGUCCCUGCGCCACGUCUUGCUGGAGAGGAACAUCAGUGCUGGACACAGCUCGUGCUCCAGGGAGGCAAAAAUGUCAAGGCCAGUGCAAGCUCGGAGGCUGGAGGGAAUAGAUAAAAAUAUCUGGGUGGAGUUUGUGAAACUGGCUACCACCUACUCCAAGGUGAACCUGGGCCAAGGCUUCCCUGACUUCCCUGCACCAGAAUUUCUGAGAGAGGCACUGAUGAGAGCCCUCAGCGGGGGGAACCACAUGCUGCACCAGUACACCCGUGCCUUUGGCCACCCACCUCUGGUGAAGGUCCUGGCCCAGUUUUUCGAGAAGCUGCUUGGACGAGAGCUGGAUCCUAUGACCAAUGUGAUGGUGACUGUGGGGGCAUACCAGGCCCUGUUCUGCUCCUUCCAGGCUUUAGUGGAUGAAGGUGAUGAGGUGAUAAUCAUUGAACCAUUCUUUGACUGCUAUGAGCCAAUGGUGAAAAUGGCUGGUGGGACACCUGUGUUUGUGCCUCUGAGACCGAAUCCUCCAAAAGAUGGAAAAUUGAUGUCUAGUGCAGACUGGCAGCUGGACCCAGCUGAACUGGCUUCUAAAUUCAGUGAACGGACGAAAGCCAUCGUCCUGAACUCGCCCAACAACCCUCUGGGCAAGGUGUUCAGCCGCGGGGAGCUGGAGCUGAUUGCAGAGCUGUGUGUGAAGCACGACGUGCUGUGCAUCAGCGACGAGGUGUACGAGUGGCUGGUCUACGACGGGAAGCAGCACAUCCGCAUCGCCAGCCUGCAGGGGAUGUGGGAGCGCACGGUGAUCAUCGGCAGUGCUGGGAAGACCUUCAGUGCCACAGGAUGGAAGGUGGGCUGGGCUGUGGGCCCUGACAGGCUGCUGCAGCACCUCCGUACUGUGCACCAGAACUCCGUGUACCACUGUGCCACCAUUGCCCAGGAGGCCGUGGCUCAGGGUUUCCAGAGGGAGCUCACACUCUAUGGAAAACCAGAGAGCUACUUUGUCCAGCUGCCCAAGGAGCUGCAGCAGAAGAGAGACUGGCUGGUUCAGAGCCUGGAUGGGGUGGGGAUGAAACCCAUCAUCCCAGAGGGCACCUACUACCUGGUGGCAGACAUCUCCCCGUUCAAAUCUGAUGUCCCCGAUGUCCCCAACUCAGAUGAGCCCUACGACUCCAGAUUUGCAAAGUGGAUGGUCAAGAACAAGGGCCUUGCUGCCAUCCCGCUCUCCGCUUUCUACAGCGAGGCCCACAAGAACAACUACACCAAUUUCAUCCGGUUCUGCUUUGCAAAGGAGGAAACUACACUGAAGGCAGCAAGUGACAUAUUGCAAAAAUGGAAACAGGAGAAAACCAGCUCCUGAAUACACUGAGAGAGCCAGGCUCUCCUUGGUCCUCAUCUGCCCCUACUGCUGUUCUUCUUCACUUGUCUACAAACUUUGGUAUAUUCUUACUUCAGUGCUUUCAACAACAUUUUCUGACAGACAAA
Melospiza georgiana is the source of this 1624-nucleotide messenger RNA. RefSeq names its product kynurenine aminotransferase 1 (gene KYAT1). Bases 132 to 1499 code for a protein of 455 amino acids. The record is from RefSeq and is a predicted model, not a curated record. Gene Ontology annotation, biological process: biosynthetic process. Gene Ontology annotation, cellular component: mitochondrion; cytoplasm. NCBI's taxonomy places the organism in Eukaryota, Metazoa, Chordata, Aves, Passeriformes, Passerellidae. The transcript has 14 exons. Gene Ontology annotation, molecular function: pyridoxal phosphate binding; L-kynurenine:2-oxoglutarate transaminase activity.